Molecule: messenger RNA, 3081 nt
Organism: Pseudophryne corroboree (corroboree frog)
Lineage: Eukaryota; Metazoa; Chordata; Amphibia; Anura; Myobatrachidae
Gene: KDM1A
Product: lysine demethylase 1A
Exons: 19
Coding region: 283-2784 (833 amino acids)
Biological process (GO): negative regulation of transcription by RNA polymerase II; positive regulation of transcription by RNA polymerase II
Cellular component (GO): nucleus
Molecular function (GO): transcription factor binding; flavin adenine dinucleotide binding; oxidoreductase activity
Source: RefSeq, a predicted model, not a curated record
GUGUGGCAGCCAUGGCUGGGGUGGCAGGUGAGGAGCAGAAGACAAUGAGCUAGCAGCAGGCUGAGGGUGAGCGCUGGUAGGUAGUGGGCGGAGUGUGAGCGGGCUGCGCGCUCCCCGCACCGAGUGCUGCUGCUGGUGUGCGUGUGUCCCGGUGCCGCGCUUCCAGCAGACACAAAGCUCCGGCCGCCAGUGUGCGGGGUACAGCGUGCACUACAUCGCCCAUCAUCGUCUGCCCUCACAGCCCACCCAUUCACUUGAUCCCGAACCCGCCAUCUCAGCUAGAUGCUCGCUGCAAAGAAGUCCGAGUCGAGUGGGGGUGGUGAGAACGGCACCGAGUGCCCUCCGCCGGCCCCCUCCUCGUCCUCCUCCUCAUCGUCUUCCUCGUCCUCCUCCGGGAUCAUGGUCUCCCCGGAUACUGGGGCGCCUAUGGAAAGGACCCCGAGGAAGAAAGAAAGGUCCUCUCCCGGGGCCGAACACGGAGGCCCCUCUGUACCCGGGAUCAUGGCGGGAGCGGACGGGGGGCAACCAGAGACCCCCGAAGGGCGACGAACUAGCCGCAGAAAGAGAGCGAAGGUGGAGUACAGAGAGAUGGAUGAAAGCCUUGCCAACCUUUCUGAAGAUGAAUAUUACUCUGAAGAGGAGAGGAAUGCAAAAGCCGAGAGGGAGAAGAAAGUGCCACCACCCCCUCCACAAGCUCCUCCCGAGGAAGAGAUUGACAGUGAACCGGAAGAGCCUUCAGGUAACGGUGUGGAAGGUGCGGCCUUUCAGAGCAGACUUCCACAUGAUAGAAUGACUUCCCAAGAGGCGGCGUGCUUCCCCGAUAUUAUCAGUGGCCCACAACCAACUCAGAAGGUCUUCCUUUACAUCCGGAAUCGUACUUUGCAAUUGUGGUUAGACAACCCAAAGGUUCAACUGACGUUUGAGGCUACACUUCAGCAGCUAGAAGCACCUUAUAAUAGCGAUUCUGUGCUGGUUCACAGGAUACACUGCUAUCUUGAAAGACAUGGGUUAAUAAACUUUGGCGUCUACAAAAGAUUGAAGCCUUUACCAACUAAGAAAACAGGCAAGGUAAUAAUUAUUGGCUCUGGAGUGUCUGGUCUAGCGGCAGCUCGCCAGUUACAAAGUUUUGGCAUGGAUGUUACUCUGUUAGAGGCUAGGGAUCGAGUUGGAGGAAGAGUUGCUACAUUUCGUAAAGGAAAUUAUGUUGCUGAUUUAGGUGCAAUGGUAGUCACAGGACUUGGUGGGAAUCCAAUGGCUGUGAUUAGCAAGCAAGUAAAUAUGGAACUGGCGAAAAUAAAGCAAAAAUGCCCACUGUAUGAAGCUAAUGGACAAGCUUUUCAGGUGCCCAAAGAAAAGGACGAAAUGGUGGAACAGGAGUUUAACCGUCUAUUGGAAGCGACAUCCUACCUCAGCCACCAACUGGAUUUUAAUAUUCUUAAUAACAAGCCUGUCUCACUAGGGCAAGCUUUGGAGGUUGUUAUACAGCUUCAGGAAAAACAUGUGAAAGAUGAACAGAUUGAGCACUGGAAGAAAAUAGUGAAAACUCAGGAAGAACUGAAAGAACUGCUAAAUAAGAUGGUUAAUUUAAAAGAGAAGAUAAAGGAGCUUCAUCAGCAAUUCAAGGAAGCUUCUGAAGUAAAGCCUCCUCGAGAUAUCACUGCCGAGUUCUUAAUGAAAAGCAAGCACAGAGAUCUGACUGCACUCUGCAAGGAGUAUGAUGUGUUAGCAGAGAGCCAAGUAAAACUUGAAGAAAAAUUGCAAGAACUUGAAGCCAAUCCUCCAAGUGAUGUUUACUUGUCCUCGCGGGACAGACAGAUACUUGAUUGGCAUUUUGCAAAUUUAGAGUUUGCCAAUGCUACACCCCUCUCUACAUUGUCUCUGAAGCAUUGGGACCAGGAUGAUGACUUUGAAUUCACUGGCAGCCAUUUAACUGUCCGGAAUGGUUAUUCCUGUGUUCCCGUAGCACUAGCAGAAGGGUUAGAUAUAAAACUUAACACCGCUGUACGCCAAGUACGCUACACAGCUUCUGGAUGUGAGGUUAUAGCAGUGAACACACGAUCUACUAGUCAAACAUUCAUUUAUAAGUGUGAUGCUGUCCUUUGCACUUUACCACUUGGUGUACUAAAACAACAGCCCCCUGCUGUCCAGUUUGUACCCCCACUGCCAGAGUGGAAAACUUCUGCUGUUCAAAGGAUGGGUUUUGGAAAUCUAAAUAAGGUUGUACUCUGUUUUGACAGAGUAUUUUGGGACCCUACUGUGAAUUUAUUUGGCCAUGUCGGAAGCACGACUGCAAGCAGAGGGGAGUUAUUCCUAUUCUGGAACCUUUAUAAAGCUCCAAUACUCCUGGCACUCGUAGCUGGAGAAGCUGCAGGAAUAAUGGAAAAUAUCAGCGAUGAUGUUAUAGUCGGACGUUGUUUGGCCAUUCUGAAAGGGAUAUUUGGAAGCAGUGCAGUUCCACAGCCAAAAGAGACCGUUGUCAGCCGCUGGCGUGCUGAUCCAUGGGCUCGUGGAUCCUACUCAUAUGUAGCAGCAGGUUCCUCUGGGAAUGACUAUGAUUUAAUGGCUCAACCAAUUACUCCAGGUCCUGCUAUUCCUGGAGCACCACAGCCAAUUCCACGCUUGUUCUUUGCUGGGGAGCACACCAUCCGAAAUUAUCCAGCCACUGUUCAUGGAGCUCUUCUAAGUGGUCUAAGAGAGGCUGGGCGUAUUGCUGAUCAGUUCCUUGGUGUCAUUUAUAAUCUACCUCGUCAGACCACCCCUGGGGUUCCUGCACCAGCUAUGUAGUCAAAUCUAGAAGGACCUUGGAUUGCUGACCUCUUUAGACUGGAUAACUCCUCUACACCUUGCACACAUUUCUGGCUGCAGAAGCGUUUCUUGAAAAGUUACAUACCAAGCUGGCCGUCAAGAAGUAUUUGAUGAAUUUUAUUACUUCUGCGUAUUUUAUAACAAGACAUUGAAUCCUGGUGUUUAAACACUUGUUGGGUGAAUCAUAAUCGGUAUUCUCUAGCAUUAACAGCUAUUUUUUGCAUCAUGAAUUUUGCCUCCUAAUGUUUAAAUAAACAUUAUACUGGCGUAGAAUAA